AUGGACGUUUCCGACAGCCCUGAGCGCAACCCCUGCUCUCCUGAGGAAGAGGACCAGCAGCUUUCUGAUGAAGAAGUCCUGAAGGAGAGCUGCUCAGACAGGGAACUUGAUGGAGAGGGUGGGAAAGAUGAAGAGGAUGCAGGCAGGGGCCUGAGCCAUGGGGAAGAGGAGAACCACUCGGAUGAAGAGGAUCGACUGAGUGAAGCCAAGUCUCAGGAGUCUGACAACAACGAGCAGGGUGGGGAGGGGAAGAGCCCUCGACCUCACAAGGGGGAGGAGGAAGACAGGACAAAUGACCUUGGUGAUGAAGCCUCCUCUGUAACCCGGGAGCUGGAUGAGCACGAGUUGGACUAUGAUGAGGAAGUUCCUGAGGAACCAAGUGCUGCUGCUGCAGAGGAGGAUGGUGAGAAAGCUGCUGGAGAGGAUGAUGAGGAGGAGGAGAAAGGAGAUGAUGCCCAUGAAGAUGAGAAAAAAUCCAGCAGCAAGAGUGAUGAUGAGAAGGAUGGUCAGGACCCCCUCAAGGAGAAGAAGAAGGAAGAAGAUGAUGGAGAAAUUGAUGAUGGAGAAAUUGAUGAUGAUGACUUGGAAGAAGGAGAAGUCAAGGACCCUAAUGACAGGAAAGUGAGGCCACGUCCCACCUGCCGCUUCUUCAUGAAAGGUCACUGUACCUGGGGCAUGAACUGUCGCUUUAUUCACCCUGGAGUGAAUGACAAAGGAAACUACUCGUUGAUCUCCAAGCCUGAGCCCUUCUCCCCCAAUGGUGCCCCUCCCAUCGGCCCUCACCCGCUGAUGCCAGCCAACCCCUGGGGAGGGCCAGUGGUUGAUGAAAUCUUACCUCCACCUCCUCCAGACCCUCCAACAGAAAGUGCCUGGGAGAGAGGACUCCGACAUGCUAAAGAGGUAUUAAAAAAAGCAACUAUGAGAAAAGAACAGGAACCUGACUUUGAGGAGAAAAGGUUCACUGUGACUAUUGGAGAAGAUGAGAGGGAAUUUGACAAGGAAAACGAGUUUUUCCGUGACUGGAACUACCGAAUCACCAGAGACGUCCGAGAUCCAGCGCUUGAUCCCUAUUCAGAUCCCUAUUAUGACUAUGACAUAGAGCGAUUCUGGCGUGGUGGGCAGUAUGAGAAUUUCAGGGUUCAGUACACAGACCCUGACCCAUACCGUAACUACAGAGAAAGAGAGCGUGAACGGGAGAGGGAACGUGAGAGCAGACAGCGGGAGAGGGAGCGGGAGAGGGAGCGUGAGCGGGAGCGUGAGCGGCGCCAGCGGGAGCGUGAGCGGGAACGGGAGCGAGACAAGGAGCGCCAGCGGCGGAAGGAGGAGUGGGAACGUGAGCGGGAGCGAGUGAAGAGGGAUGAGAAGGACCGGCAGCACAGGGACCGCGACAGGGACCGUGACCGCGACAGGGACAGGGACAAGGAUAAGGACAAGUCAAAGCCUCGGUCGCCGCUGCUGCCCGGCCGCCAGCCUGAUGCUGCAAAGAAGGACAAGGAGGCAGCCCCGCUGGGCUCAGCGCCGUCCAAGCGCGCGGAUGAGUGGAAGGAUCCCUGGCGCCGAUCCAAGUCUCCCAAGAAGAAGCUGGGCCUGAGUGUCUCCCCCAGCCGCGCACGGAGGCGCCGGAAAACCUCAGCCUCCUCAGCAUCCGCAUCUGGCUCCUCCAGGUCCUCGUCUCGUUCAUCCUCCUACUCUGGUUCAGGCUCCUCACGGUCUCGUUCCAGAUCCUCCUCCUACAGCUCUUACUCCAGUCGCUCCUCAAGGCACAGCUCUUUCUCAGGCAGCAGGUCCAGAUCACGUUCCUUCUCAUCUUCCCCUUCUCCUUCUCCAACACCAUCUCCACACAAGCCACUGGCCAAGGCUAAAGGGGAGUUGUUGCCACCUCCUGGGAAAGGUGAAAAAGCUGUGAAGAAACUCACUGCCCUGCCAGUCCCUCAGCCACUCACUAAACUCAGCACAGCUGCUCCAGAGACAGCCAAGCCAGGGGAUAACCGGGAGGCAAGGAGGAAGGAACGGCAGACCAGGACUCCACCCAGGAGGAGGACUAUCAGUGGCAGCAUCAGUGGCAGUGCCAGCAGCUACAGUGGGUCCAGCUCCCGGUCCAGGUCCCUGAGUGUGAGCAGUGUCUCCUCUGUGUCCAGUGCCUCCUCCAGCAGCAGCUCCGUGCGCAGCGCUGACUCCGAGGACAUGUACGCGGACCUGGCCAGCCCUGUGUCCUCGGCCAGCUCCAGGUCCCCGACCCCAGCACAGCAGAAGAAAGGUAGAGGAAAGUCAAAAAAAGAAGACAGUGCUAAGGAGGAGAAGAGGAAAAGGGAUGUGCCCUCUCAGCUCCUCAAGUCAGCCAAGCCCACCCAGGGCAACAAAUCCCAGCAGCUGCUCCAGAGCCAGCAGCCCUCGGCCCCACAGUCACAGCAGGGAGGCUUCAGUGGGCACAAGGAGAUCAAACUGACCCUCCUGAACAAGGCAGCUGACAAAGGAAGCAGGAAGAGAUAUGAGCCAACAGACAAAGACAGGCCAAGCUCUCCUCCAGCCAAACGAGCCAACAUGUCCCCUGACAGAGGCUCUCGUGACAGGAAGGCGACUGGGAAAGUCUCAUCCCCCAAACAGGAGCGACAGAGGGGCCAGAACACAAAACCUUCACCUGCACAGGCAGACAGGAAACGCCAACUGUCUCCUCAAUCCAAGAGCUCCAGCAAAGUGACAAGUGUCCCAGGCAAAGGCUCUGAGCCAGGGCCCGUGAGCCUCAAGGGGGGCAAGUCCAGCACCCUGUCCCGCCGGGAGGAGCUCCUCAAGCAGCUCAAGGCGGUGGAAGAUGCCAUCGCCCGCAAGAGGGCCAAAAUCCCAGGAAAAGUAUAGUGGGCAGUGCCCAGGGAGUGACUGCUGAUGUUUUUAUAACUAGUGGAACAACAGCCACGUUGGGAUUUUGCAGUUCUGUCUUCAUUUUGGCUGUGAUUCUUUUUAA
Messenger RNA from Acanthisitta chloris (rifleman), 2959 nucleotides. RefSeq names its product zinc finger CCCH-type containing 18 (gene ZC3H18). The record is from RefSeq and is a predicted model, not a curated record. Gene Ontology annotation, molecular function: metal ion binding. Lineage: Eukaryota; Metazoa; Chordata; Aves; Passeriformes; Acanthisittidae. Bases 1 to 2853 code for a protein of 950 amino acids. The transcript has 17 exons.